CCCGGGCGGAAGUCUUCAGCUAGCCGACCGGGAAGUAGCUUAAGACCGGGCAAUGGGAACUCUGGAGGUCUCACUCCGGGGCGAACCCGAGGCCACCGUGCCCCCGCGGUAGAGCGAGCCUGGGUGGCGGGCUCCGGGGUCCUGAGGCGAAGAGCGUCGGGGCCUGAAGCAUGGAGGGGUCUAAGGCGUCCAGCAGCACCAUGCAGGUGAGCUUCGUGUGCCAGCGCUGCAGCCAGCCUCUGAAACUGGACACGAGCUUCAAGAUCCUGGACCGGGUCACGAUCCAGGAACUCACAGCUCCAUUACUUACUACAGCCCAGGCGAAACCAGGAGAGACCCAGGAGGAAGAGGCUAACCCAGGAGAGGAGCCAUUUCUUGAAACUCGCCAGGAUGGUGUCUCUCGAAGGUUCAUCCCCCCAGCCAGGCGUCUGACGGUGGCACCAUGGAGAAUCUCAGCCGGAGACUCAAGGCAAGUUGGCCCCAUUUCACCGUCAGGAAUUAUGUGUGACUGUUACAGGGGGUGGCUGGACAGGUGGCCUGAGAGAGGCCCUACCCUGACUGUCCCGUGCUUCUUCCAGGUCACCGGAGACCUCUUUGACAUCAUGUCGGGCCAGACAGACGUGGACCACCCACUGUGUGAGGAAUGCACAGACACCCUCUUAGACCAGCUGGACACUCAGCUCAAUGUCACGGAAAACGAAUGUCAGAACUACAAACGCUGUUUGGAGAUGCUCGAGCAAAUGUCUGAAGAUGACAGUGAGCAGCUGCAGAGGGAGCUCAAAGAGCUGGCCUUAGAGGAGGAGCGGCUGAUCCAGGAGCUGGAGGAUGUGGAAAAAAACCGCAAGGUAGUGGCGGAGAACCUGGAGAAGAUCCAGGCUGAGGCGGAGAGACUGGAUCAGGAGGAGGCUCAGUACCAGCGGGAAUACAGUGAAUUUAAAAGGCAGCAGCUGGAGCUGGACGAUGAGCUGAAGAGCGUAGAGAACCAGAUGCGGUAUGCCCAGAUGCAGCUGGACAAGCUGAAGAAGACCAACGUCUUCAAUGCCACCUUCCAUAUCUGGCACAGUGGACAAUUUGGCACAAUCAAUAAUUUCAGACUAGGUCGUUUGCCCAGUGUUCCUGUGGAAUGGAAUGAAAUCAAUGCUGCUUGGGGCCAGACAGUGUUGCUGCUCCACGCCCUGGCCAAUAAGAUGGGUCUGAAAUUUCAGAGGUACCGACUUGUUCCUUAUGGAAAUCAUUCAUAUCUGGAGUCUCUGACAGACAAAUCUAAGGAGCUGCCGUUAUACUGUUCUGGGGGGCUGCGGUUUUUCUGGGACAACAAGUUUGACCAUGCAAUGGUAGCUUUUCUGGACUGUGUGCAGCAGUUCAAAGAAGAGGUGGAAAAAGGCGAGACGAGAUUUUGUCUUCCAUACAGGAUGGACGUGGAGAAAGGCAAGAUUGAAGACACUGGAGGCAGCGGCGGCUCUUAUUCCAUCAAAACCCAGUUUAACUCUGAGGAGCAGUGGACGAAGGCACUCAAGUUCAUGCUGACGAACCUCAAGUGGGGCCUUGCCUGGGUGUCCUCACAGUUUUACAACAAGUGACCCGCCCUCAGGGGACGCUUGCCUUUGAGGUUUUACAUCUUGUUUGCUUUGGAAAGAUGCUUUAAAUUAAAUUGGGGUAAUAUUAAACCACAUGUUUACAAUACCAAAAGCCACUUUAUUUUAAAAUAUCAUGACAGAUAGUUUCCAGAGUACAACGCGCCGUGUAUAGCGAACAGCCCUGCCA
Acomys russatus (golden spiny mouse) is the source of this 1764-nucleotide messenger RNA. It is a transcript of the gene Becn1, whose product is annotated as beclin 1. The record is from RefSeq and is a predicted model, not a curated record. Gene Ontology annotation, biological process: late endosome to vacuole transport; autophagosome assembly; cellular response to nitrogen starvation. Lineage: Eukaryota; Metazoa; Chordata; Mammalia; Rodentia; Muridae. The transcript is spliced from 11 exons. The coding region runs from base 171 to 1580 and encodes 469 amino acids. Gene Ontology annotation, cellular component: phosphatidylinositol 3-kinase complex, class III, type I; phagophore assembly site; phosphatidylinositol 3-kinase complex, class III, type II.